GGUUGGUCUUGAGAUUCUCGCCGGAUCAGAUUUCCCGGGGAAAAGCUCCUCGGCCACUUAUGCAGGCCAUAUUUAAAGUAGUGCUGACAAGGACUGCAUGUCUGCCACGUCGGACCCAGUUAGGGAGGCGAUCGGGCCACGUGUUCACCAUCUAACAGCGAAGCCGCAGCCACCUGGUUUUUGCCGUUGAAUAAAGUCUUUUUAUUUACCCUCAAGACCACGGACCCCCUCUUCCCCGAGCCUCACUCUAAUAUGUCCGAAACUGACCACGCCGCUCGGAAGCUUCAACUGCCGGCAAGUGAGCCGUUCCCGGCGAGAUUCUCGGAAUCUACAUUCUGAGACACAACCAGAGCCCUAGAUUUCUCCACCGGGCUCCGUUGAUUGUUCCGGUCUCGCGAUUCGCUUGCAAAUCCCGGCCGCUUUCCGGCGAAACAAAGGAAAUCUCGGAUAUACCUUCUGCAUUUCGUUGUUCGCAGAUCAUAACGUUGCGGAGUUCGUUCUCUGCGGACUCUUCAACUCUUUCCAGUUUGAAGUUCAGAAUCGCCUGUUUUCAUUGCCUCCGGAGAGGUUUUUAGGGUUUUUACGUUUUUCCUACCGAAGAUUCCCUUUUUUCCAGCUGUGUUUUGAAUUCUGGUGUCUUUCGUUGCUAAUGUGACUGCUUUGUGGUAUUUCUUGUACUGCCGUCCAAGAUCUCGUCCUACUUCUUCUUAUUUUAUGUUUAUUUUUUUUCUAGCCGUUUACAAAGAAAAUUUAUCUUUUAUUUUUUCAUUCUUCACACAUCUUAUUUUAGGAAAGUUGCGUAGAAAUAUAUCGUGCUUCGAUAAGGUUCUUUUCGUUUGUUUGAAGUAACUUCAAGUGUUCAUUUCAGUUCAGUUGAAAUCUUUGUCUUUUUUCCACUUUCAGCCGUGAUUUGAUUUCACCUGCCUUUUGUCUCUUUGGGUUUGUUGCAAAACUGAACAAUGUUAUGCUUGUUGCUCUAAUUUGCUCAUCAGCGUUUCCUUCAUCGUCUGCUUUUGUGUUAUUUCAGUUCUUCAUGUCGCAUUAGCAUUUGCUUCAUGUUAAAGGCAGUUCCUCUAUCAAUUAUAUAUUUGCUUUUGAUAGAAUAUCAUAUUUUAUUUUAUUUUAUGGAAGAAUAUGUGCAGCCAGAACCUUUCGUUUGCUGAAGAUUGAAAAUGAAGAGGCUGCUCAGUUUAUUUUUCCUGCUUGUCUUGGCGCUGGAUUUUGUGACCCCUUUGAAUCCAUCUCUGAAUGAUGAUGUUCUGGGAUUGGUCGUCUUUAAGGCUGAUAUUCAAGAUCCAAAGGCCAAUCUGAAAUCUUGGAAUGAAGACGAUGACAGUCCCUGCAACUGGUUCGGGGUUAAAUGCAACCCCAGAUUGAAAAGGGUUACUGACCUCGUCCUUGAUGGUUUGUCUCUCUCGGGACGGAUUGGCCGAGGCCUACUUCGGCUGCAAUAUCUCCGAAAGCUGUCACUUUCCAAGAAUAAUCUUACUGGAAGCAUAACCCUCGAUUUCACACAACUUCAGAACCUUACAUAUGUUGACCUGAGUGAGAACAGCCUCUCUGGACCAAUCUCAAAUGAUUUCUUUCAACAAUGUGGGUCUUUAAAAUCAGUUUCUUUGGCCAAAAACAAGUUCCUGGGACAGAUUCCAGAUAGCCUAGGUUCAUGUGCAUCUCUAGCGGCAAUUAACUUCUCCUCAAAUCGGUUUUCAGGAUCACUGCCUUCUGGAAUUUGGUCCUUGCAUGGGCUGAGAUCACUUGAUCUUUCAAGUAAUCUGUUAGAGGGUGAAAUUCCAAAGGGUAUUGAAGCUUUGCAUAAUUUGCGAGACAUUUACUUGCAGAACAAUCAGUUUUCUGGAGAGUUUCCAGAGGGCAUUGGUGAUUGUUCGCUACUGAGAUCCCUUGAUUUUAGUAAGAAUUCUCUUUCUGGUAAUCUUCCAGAAACACUACAGAAACUCUCCUUGUGCAGUUAUGUAAGUUUACAUAGUAAUUUGCUUGCUGGUGGCAUUCCGGAAUCGAUUGGAGAAAUGAAAAGUCUUGAGACUCUGGAUCUUUCAGCAAACCGUUUUUCUGGACAGCUUCCAAUUUCAAUAGGAAAUCUUCAGUCACUGAAGGUAUUGAAUUUUUCCAAAAAUGAUGUAAACGGGAGCUUGCCAGACUCUAUGAAAAAUUGUGCUAAUCUGUUGGCCUUGGAUUUUAGUCAGAAUUCAUUGACUGGUAGUCUUCCUGCAUGGAUUUUUAAAUUGGGCGUACAGGAAGUAUUGCCGUCAGGGAAUAGAUUGAGUGGAAAUAUAGGCAAAAGCUUGGAGAUCUUGGAUUUAUCCUCCAAUGCAUUAUCUGGCAAAAUUGCUUCAGCUGUUGGCGUUCUUAGCAGCUUGCGGCUCUUGAAUCUGUCCAGAAACUUUCUUGUAGGUUCUAUUCCGGCUAGUAUUGGAGAUUUAAAAGCCUUGUAUGUUCUUGAUUUGAGUCAGAAUCAAUUAAAUGGAAGCAUUCCUGUUGAAAUUGGAGGAGCUGCAGCUUUGAAGGAGCUGAGGCUGAAGAAAAACCUCCUAGCAGGAAAAAUUCCAGUUUCACUUGAGAACUGCUCUUCACUAAGAUCUCUGAUCCUAUCACAUAACUACUUAACUGGUCCAAUACCUGCAGCCAUGGCAAAACUCACAGAUUUACAAAAUGUAGAUUUAUCCUUCAACAACCUUACAGGAAGCUUGCCCAAGCAAUUGGCCAGUCUUUCCCACCUCCUCUCUUUUAACAUUUCUCACAACCGCCUCGAAGGAGCGCUACCGGCUGGAAACUUUUUCAAUACCAUCUCCCCUACUUCUGUCUCUGAUAAUCCAUCUCUUUGUGGCUCGGCUGCCAAUAAGUCUUGCCCUGCAGUUCUUCCUAAACCAAUUGUCCUCAAUCCCAACUCUUCCUCCGACUCCCCUUCCGGUUCAUUGCCCCACAGCAGCGUUGGUCACAAGAAAAUCAUCCUUAGCAUUUCUGCGCUCAUUGCUAUUGGGGCAGCAGCCGUAAUUGUCAUUGGCGUAAUUGCUAUAACUGUCCUUAAUCUUCGCGUUCGGACUACAGCUUCUCGUUCUGCAGCAGCCGUCACAUUUUCUGGUGGUGAUGACUUCAGCCAUUCUCCCACCACUGAUGCCAACUCUGGGAAGCUUGUCAUGUUCUCUGGUGAACCUGAUUUCAGUACAGGAGCUCAUGCUCUGCUCAACAAGGAUUGUGAACUUGGGCGAGGUGGGUUUGGAGCGGUCUACCGAACAGUUCUUCGAGAUGGGCACCCAGUUGCCAUUAAGAAGCUCACUGUCUCAAGUCUUGUCAAGUCCCAAGAAGACUUUGAGAGGGAAGUAAAGAAACUGGGAAAAGUUCGGCAUCCUAAUCUUGUGGGACUUGAAGGGUAUUACUGGACUCCAUCUCUGCAGCUCCUUAUAUGUGAAUUUGUGCCUGGUGGAAGCCUAUAUAAACACCUCCAUGAAGGACAAGGCGGGAACAUCCUCUCAUGGAAUGAUAGGUUCAACAUAAUUCUUGGGACAGCAAAAUCCUUGGCUCACUUGCACCAGCAUAAGAUAAUCCAUUACAAUCUAAAAUCAAGUAAUGUCCUCAUGGACAGCUGUGGUGAACCUAAAGUGGGAGAUUUUGGUCUUGCAAGGUUGCUCCCGAUGCUUGAUCGUUAUGUUUUAAGUAGCAAGAUUCAAAGCGCACUCGGCUACAUGGCACCUGAAUUUGCAUGCCGAACGGUGAAGAUAACAGAGAAAUGUGAUGUGUACGGGUUUGGUGUAUUGGUGCUGGAGGUGGUUACUGGGAAGAGGCCUGUGGAGUACAUGGAGGAUGAUGUGGUGGUGCUGUGCGACAUGGUCAGAGCAGCACUCGAAGAUGGUAGGGUGGAGGAGUGCGUCGAUGAGAAGCUCCAGGGGAAAUUCCCAGCGGAGGAAGCCAUCCCGGUCAUGAAGCUAGGGUUAAUAUGCACGUCACAUGUACCAUCAAACCGCCCGGAGAUGGGAGAGGUGGUUAAUAUAUUGGAGCUAAUCAGGUGCCCUUCGGAAGGCCAAGAGGUGUUGGGAUGAGUUUAACAAAUGCUUCCAGCGAUCGGAAAAGGGAUUUAUAUUUACAUUUACAAUGGGUUUAUCCGGGGAAGAGGAAUCCGGUGUGAUCUGUUUAGUUAGGAGAGAAACGAAGCUGAAUUUGAUUGUUGGAUGGAAGAUACAUUUGUUUUGUUUUGGCUUUUCUUCUUGUUGGUUCUGUUUCUCGACUUGUUCUUGUUGUUUCCGGUUUGUUUUUAUUUUUUUGUAGUUUGGUUCUGUAUGUGACAGGUUGGGUUACCGGAUUCCUUUUCGCCGGGCUCUUAUUUGCGGGUAUAGUGUUGCCCGCUCAUUCAUCAUCCUGUAUUGCUUCUAUUCAUCUCUAUCUUUCCGAUUC
Molecule: messenger RNA, 4404 nt
Organism: Malania oleifera
Lineage: Eukaryota; Viridiplantae; Streptophyta; Magnoliopsida; Santalales; Ximeniaceae
Product: probable LRR receptor-like serine/threonine-protein kinase IRK
Exons: 2
Coding region: 1173-4052 (959 amino acids)
Biological process (GO): protein phosphorylation
Molecular function (GO): receptor serine/threonine kinase binding; ATP binding; protein kinase activity
Source: RefSeq, a predicted model, not a curated record